AUGGCGAUAAAGAGUGUUAGUUUCCUCUUAUUGCUGUUGGAUUUUUCACUCGGAUUAGCAGAACCGGACUUUCAAAAGGCCAAUCUUCGUUUCCCAUUUGAUUUACCAAAAGGAAAUGGAGCCUGGAUACGCCCAACAGUGGGUCAGAUUUGGCCCAAACCCCAACUUGAACAAUCUACCGACAAUUUUAUGGUGUUGAGACCAAGCGACUUCCAUUUCCAGAUUACUGGAAAUACUUGCGAUAUCCUUGAGGAAGCUAUUCACCGUUACUAUGAUCUCAUUUUCUUUCCGCCAAGAGGAAGUGGAACUUCGAAACGAUUUCAGAAGCUUUCUAAUAAGUACAGCAUGACCUGGGAAAAGAAUGAAAAUUUCAGAGGUUAUCUUGAUACCGUUGUUCUUCAUGUGAUGCAACCGUGUGAAAAAUUACCUUCACUCAGCAUGGAUGAACACUAUGAAAUCAAGAUUGAUGCGACGGAUAGACCACGCGAAGGAAUCAUAUUGGGUCAAAGUGUAUGGGGGAUACUGCGCGGACUGGAGUCUUUUAGUCAACUAGUCUACUCAUCGCAAAAUGGAAUAGCGUUCCAAAUAAAUUCAACAAUGAUAAUGGACUUUCCGCGAUUUCCUCAUCGUGGCUUGCUGCUGGAUAGUUCCAGACAUUUUCUACCACUUCCAGUUAUAAAAGAUAACUUGGACUUAAUGGCUCAGAACAAAUUGAAUGUUUUCCAUUGGCAUAUAACGGAUGAUCCGGCUUUCCCCUACGAAAGUAGGAAAUUUCCUAGUCUGAGUCAAUUAGGAUCUUUCAAUCCGUACAGCCACGUAUAUAGUCCCUCGGAUGUUGAAUAUGUGAUCCAGUAUGCUCGGAUGAGAGGCAUCAGGGUCAUCCCGGAGUUCGACACGCCUGGACACACGCAGUCUUGGGGACCGGGUUCUCCUGGUUUACUUACUCCCUGCUAUAAAAAAGAUGGAACAAAAGACAACUUUUUUGGUCCAAUAAAUCCGGUUCCCGCUAAGAAUUACAAAUUUCUAAGAGAAUUUUUUGCUGAAAUCUUCCAAGUGUUUCCUGACGCGUACGUUCAUCUUGGAGGGGAUGAAGUUGAUUUCAGCUGUUGGGCCAGCAAUCCUGAAAUUAUAUCUUUUAUGAAACAACAGAGAUGGGAACAAGAUUUCGCUCGUUUGGAACAGUUCUAUAUGCAACGAUUAAUUAAUGUUACACAAGAUGUAACUAAAGGCGAAAUGCGUUACCUUGUGUGGCAAGAAGUUAUUGAUAAUAACGUAGUUCUUCCAUCUAGUACGGUCAUACAUGUCUGGAAAGAUGGAAAUAACUUCCACGAUGAACUAGCUCGAGUGACAAAAUUUGGCUAUCGCACUGUACUUUCUUCUCCCUGGUACCUCAAUUACAUCAAUUACGGCGUCGACUGGGAUCGUUAUUAUUUAGCAGAACCCUUAUCAUUUAAUGGAACGGAAAGCCAAAAAAGAUUGGUAAUUGGCGGCGAGGCAUGCAUGUGGGGAGAAUUUAUCGAUGCUGUGAGUGUUACGUCUAUUACAUGGCCUCGAGCUUCGGCUGUAGCUGAAAGGCUUUGGUCUAGUGCCAGUACCAAUGAUCCACGGCUCGCCGCUCCACGUUUGGAAGAACACAGGUGCCGCCUUCUUCGUCGUGGCUUCAAUGUUAAUCCGAUUAAUGGCGUAAGCUACUGCGAUAUUGAAUGGUAAUUCCGUCUUUCAUGCAUUCCUUCGCGUAAUCCACGUUAUUUUUGCGAAUUAUCAAAUACUUGUAUGCGUACAAACAUGCUUAUGUAGUUUUAACAAUACAACUAUAUCUACGGUUA
This is a messenger RNA of Daphnia magna, 1826 nucleotides long. Its product is annotated as beta-hexosaminidase subunit alpha. The record is from RefSeq and is a predicted model, not a curated record. Lineage: Eukaryota; Metazoa; Arthropoda; Branchiopoda; Diplostraca; Daphniidae. Gene Ontology annotation, molecular function: beta-N-acetylhexosaminidase activity. The transcript is spliced from 11 exons. Gene Ontology annotation, biological process: glycosaminoglycan metabolic process; ganglioside catabolic process; carbohydrate metabolic process. Gene Ontology annotation, cellular component: membrane. Bases 1 to 1710 code for a protein of 569 amino acids.